Messenger RNA from Sphenostylis stenocarpa, 258 nucleotides. Lineage: Eukaryota; Viridiplantae; Streptophyta; Magnoliopsida; Fabales; Fabaceae. The record is from the annotation of a GenBank genome assembly.
AUGUCCUCUCUUUUAGCCCCUCUAACCUGGGCGGCUACUGUUGCUCUUCCUUUUAAGUAUUUGAAGAUGUCCGCCAAUUUACCAACUGUUGCUCUUCCAUUUAAGUAUUUGAAUAUAUAUGCAUUUGUCUGCAUCUAUAUGCAGAGAUGCACAGGGAGCAUUGAUGGGCGUGUAGAUUAUCCUGUCUCACCAGGAUGCGGACGAAAACAUACAAGAGAUAUUUAUGGGAGAAUGUUUUUUGAAGCAUUGACGGAGUAA